UCUGAACCCGCGCUCCUUGGUGACGCUAGCAAGCUGGACAUUCUUGGAGUCGAGUUUCUCCUCCAUGACCUGCUUCAACGUCUUGAGAACCAGAGUCUCCGCAUCCUGGAUGGUCAACGACUGGAUUUUCCCGUCAGCACCCUCUCUAUCCUUGUAUGUAUGUUGUCAAGGAAAGCAAACCUUGUGAUACUCAUUCUGCAACUCCGCCUGCGCCCCCUCACUCCCACUCCCAAUAGCCUUGGCAUCAUACCUGUAAAACGUCCCGCUCGGCUCGGCAUGAUACAAGCUCGGCCCGUCCUCGUCAUAGCCCGCAAUCAACAACGCCACACCAAACGGUCUGGACAUGAUGCUCUCCUCUCCAUCGGCGCUCUCACCGAAGCGGAGGGCAAGAUCACAAAUGGCCUGGGUGCAGGACUCGACACGGAGGUUCUCGUUGUAGUUGAAGGCGUGGGACUGGCACUCUACGCGGGCGUGCUCGACCAUGGAGCGGGCGUCGGCUUGGAGGCCCGACAUUGCGCAGCCGAUGUGGCGGUCGAUCUCGACGAUCUUCUCGACGGAGGAGGUCUCGAGGAGGGAGGAGGUGACGCGCUUUUCGACGCCGAGGAUGACGCCGGUGGAGGUGGAGAUGCCGAUGGCGGUUGAGCCGAGUUUGAUUGCUUCGAGGGAGUAUUCUACUUGGAAGAGGCGGCCUUCGGGGGAGAAGGUGCUUUUGGGAGAGGGGGGGUUGGUUGGUUAGCUGGAUUGGUGAUGGGUUGGACUGGUAUGGCGGGGACUUUGAAGUUGGAGAGAUCGGUGAGAGAGAAGGGAAUGGGACAGAAAAGAGGCUUACUUGAUACCCCGAUCUGUAAAGACAUGUUAGCUAUAUGUGAUUUGAGGUAUGCGACUCUGCUAAGUGGCAUGGAUCGAGCUGAUGGAGGGGGACGUACCGUAUUCUGAUCUUGCCAUAAACAUCUUGGCGGUGUUGUGGGGUUGGUUGUGAUUAAGUGACCGGUGGGUGUUGGAGGGAAAGAGUCAAAAAAACAGCUCAAGCCGAAAAUAUCGUAGUUAAUGUCGUCGCUGGUUGUUGGAAAGUGAGAUACUCCCGUCUGUAGUGGAGGGGAAGCUGUAAUGGCAGUGAGCUCCCUCCAGGCACGGAGGUCUACGAAGCUCUCCACCCGCUGGCAGCCAGGCGACCAACUGUAGACGAAGGAAGGCCCCCUGUAAAUGUACCCAGGUACCUUGACCCCAGCCUUGCCCUGCCGCUGUAAACCCGCGCUAGUCCCGAUUCGGGACAGCAAAGAGCCGGCGCGUGAAUCCAUCUAUGUCCAUUGUCGCGUUUUGGGGGCUGGAAAGCUCCCGCGACUUGGCAUUGGCAGGGCAGAGGUAAUCACUAUCUUAUCACCACAUAUCUGCCGCCCAGAGGUUGUUGUUCAACAUCAUUUUGUGAUCAUCACUGCCCAGCAGCCCAAUGCCGGCACCGGCAGCCGUAAGAGGAGGACGAACACAAUGUCGUCGGGCACCACCAGGCCGCCGACAUUCCAAGACAAGAGAAGCAGACCAGACCAAGUGAGCUUUUCCCAGAGCCACAGCCAACACCAGCACAGCAAUGCCGAGUCGAGGAAACGGUCCACCUCGGUCAACCCCCGCCCCACGAGCAGACAUGUCGAGGAGCGCCGCACCGAAAAGGUGCAGGUGACGACGCGGGAGACGCUGAUGACACGGACGAGGAGCCCCGAUCGCCGCGAGGGAGCAAAGCAGCGUGCUGCUGAACCAAGGUCUCGGGAUAUGCGACAGGAUGCGCCACUCCAAGAAAAGAAAAAAAGAAAAACCCGCCCCCCAUGGGAACCAGAAGCGACCCUCCUCCCGCACACAACAGCCCCCUUAGCAUCCCGCAUAUCAAUUCCACCCCUCGCCUCCACCGCCCCCCAGACCCUCCAACCGAAACCCUUCCAUGACCUCUCCCUCGAAGCCCAAGAGGCGGUCAUCAUCGAGGACCUCCUAUUCGUCUUUAUGGGCUACGAAGGCCAAUACAUCCGUUUCGGCAAAGGCUACAAUCCCAAUGAGGAACGAGACAGGCUGUCCGGUCCAACAUGGCGCAUCCUCCCCGGCCUCGACCCCUCCUUGCAAGACCUCACCCAGUCCAUGCUGCGCAUGGCUGCUCAUUACACCGCUCUUGAGACGUUUGUCGACGUACAAUCCCGCGAAGAAUUCGGCUCCGUCAACCACGCCCUUUGCGCGUCAAUACGGAAGCUGCUGCAGGAGUAUUUGGUCAUGGUUGCGCAGUUGGAGACGCAGUUCUUGACGGAUGACUCGUUCACGUUGCAUGUGUUGAAUAUUCAUGUGCUGCCCACGAGCCAUAUGAUGCAUCAGGUUUAUGGGCUGGCGCAUGAGCUAUUGAAGAGGAAUGCGCUGCUGGAUGAUGAGUCGGAUGAGAGUAGUGACGGCGGAGAUGAUUAUGAUCAUAUUUUGGAGCAGCUACGAGAAGGGGGGGAGCUGGUGCCGGGGAACAUGACCGGCAAGAAGAUUACCAAGGGAGGGGUGGUGCUGGGGUUGAUCACCAAGAGGUUGGAGUCUAUGUCUGGUGAUCCGGCGGCCAGGGCGUUGUUGACGACGCUGCUGAGGGAUGCGAGCAAGCCGUACAUGGCUAUGCUGAACGAGUGGCUGCACCAUGGGGGGAUUAAUGACCCGCAUUCGGAGUUUUUGAUCAAGGAGCAGAGGAGUAUCAGGAGGGAGAGGCUGGAGCAGGAUUAUACUGAUGAGUAUUGGGAGAGGAGGUACACGAUCCGAGACCACGAUGUGCCGCCGCAGCUGGAGGGGGUCAAGGACAAGGUGUUGCUUGCGGGGAAAUAUCUGAAUGUAGUCAGGGAAUGCGGCGGCGUCGAUGUCAGCCUGCAGGUUAAGCACGUGCCGACUUCCUUUGACGACAAUCGGUUUCUGGACAAUGUCAACAAUGCCUAUGCGCAUGCGAAUGAGUCGCUGAUGCAGUUGCUGUUGACGACGCAUCAGCUGCCGGCACGGUUGCGGUCGCUGAAGCAUUACUUCUUUCUGGAUCCGUCGGAUUACUUUUCUUACUUUCUCGAGCUCGGGGCUAGUGAGCUGAGGAAGCCGGUCAAGUCGGUGAACACGGGGAAGUUGCAGUCGCUGUUGGAUCUGGUGCUGAGGCAGCCGGGGAGCAUUGUUGCGCUUGAUCCGUUCAAGGAGGAUGUCAAGGUGGAGAUGAACGAGAUCAACCUGACCAAGAGCCUUCAUCGGGUGGUGAAUAUCACGGGGAUAGAGCAGGGGGAGGCGCUGCAGCCUCUGACGAGCAACCAACCGGUGGAGAGCGACAAGGCGGCGAAUGGGUUUACGUCGUUGCAGAUUGAUUAUUCGGUGCCGUUUCCUGUGUCAUUGGUGGUGAGCAGGAAAACGGUGUGGCGGUAUCAGGCUCUUUUCAGGUAUCUGCUGUCGUUGCGAUAUCUGGAGUCGCAGUUGUCGACGACGUGGCAGACGCACACGAGCGGGUUUGUGUGGUGUCAUCGGUCGUCGUCGAGGGUGUUGGAGAUUUGGAAGAGGAGGGUGUGGACGUUACGAGCGAGGAUGUUGGUGUUUGUGCAACAGCUGUUGUAUUUCUGUACGGCCGAGGUCAUUGAGCCGAACUGGCAGGCUUUGAUGGCGAGGGUGAGGGAGAGGGAGAAGCCGCCUCAGCAGGAGCAGCAGCAGCAAGCGGGAGCUGGGGAGCAAAACGGCACAACACUCCCAACACCAACCACAUCCCCAAACCUCCACCACUACCCACUAAAGUCGACACAUAUCCGCCCGGGGUUGACGAGGACAGUGGAUGAGCUGAUGCAGGAUCAUGUCGAUUUCUUGGAUACGUGUCUGAAGGAGUGUAUGCUGACGAACUCCAAACUCUUGCGUAUCCACUCCAAACUAACCCAAACCUGCACCAUCUUUGCAACCUACACAAACUGGCUAUCCCGCGAGCUGGAAAAGACGGACCCCGACCUCUCGGGACAUCACAGACCGCCCAACAUGUCGGAGGAGCAGUGGCGGGUUUUCCAGUCUGUCCGCUCCCAAAAACCUACCGAUGCCUCCUUCAUGGAGGGUCAGCAGCAGCAGCAGCAGCAAGGAGAGGACAAGAUGGCGAGCUUGUUUGACUUGAUCAGGAAAUGGGAGGACAAUUUCAGCAAGCACCUGCAGAUUUUGCUGGACGCGCUGAACCACUACGCGGCUACUGAGACGGUGGUGCUUUUGAGUUUGUGCGCGAGGUUGAGCACGGCCAAUGCGGGGAGCGGCUAUACCGGACGGGGGGAGUAUGGGCAGGGUCAGGUGGAUGGGGUGGGGGUGCAGAAUGGUGGUGGUGGGAUGGAAGGGGGGGAUGUGAGGAUGGGGGGUGUAUAA
Messenger RNA from Podospora bellae-mahoneyi, 4359 nucleotides. It is a transcript of the gene alp4, whose product is annotated as gamma tubulin complex Spc97/GCP2 subunit Alp4. The record is from RefSeq and is a predicted model, not a curated record. Gene Ontology annotation, biological process: meiotic cell cycle; spindle assembly; cytoplasmic microtubule organization. The transcript has 3 exons. Gene Ontology annotation, molecular function: microtubule minus-end binding; gamma-tubulin binding. NCBI's taxonomy places the organism in Eukaryota, Fungi, Ascomycota, Sordariomycetes, Sordariales, Podosporaceae. The coding region runs from base 1204 to 4359 and encodes 1051 amino acids. Gene Ontology annotation, cellular component: spindle pole; gamma-tubulin complex; centrosome.